AUGGCGAACCAAGAGAAUUGCGGGAGGGUCACUCGCCUGGCGGCGAAGAAAAGAGCCGCGCAAGAGGCAGCCGCCGGCGAGCAGAACAAGAAGCAGAGGGUGGUGCUGGGCGACAUUCAGAACAUUCUAUCCUCGCAAAAAGAUGUCCUGAGCGGGAAACAUCAGGAGGGGAAGGGGAAAAGCAAGCCUAGGAAGAGCUUGAAAAGAGGGAAAUUGGGUGCGGAUAAGGGGAAGAAGAGGUUUAAAGAGGGGAAUGAUCCUCAGAUUGAUUUGGACGGGAAAAGGGACGACCCGCAGAUGUGCGGAGCUUAUGUUUCUGAUAUAUAUGAGUAUCUUCGCAAAAUGGAGGAAGAGGCAAAGAGAAGGCCUUUGCUGCAUUUCUUGGAGAUAAUUCAGAAAGACAUAAAUGCAAACAUGAGAGGGGUUUUGGUGGAUUGGUUAGUUGAGGUUGCCGAGGAGUACAAGCUUCUUUCAGACACAUUGUAUUUAACAGUUUCCUACAUUGACCGGUUUCUAUCAACGAAUGUCAUUAACCGGCAAAAACUUCAGCUUCUUGGUGUUUCUUCAAUGCUCAUUGCCUCGAAGUAUGAAGAGAUUACUCCUCCACAUGUGGAAGAUUUUUGCUAUAUAACUGAUAACACCUACACUAAGGCUGAGGUUGUGAAAAUGGAAGCUGAUGUGCUCAAAUCCCUUAAUUUUGAAAUGGGGAAUCCUACUGUGAAGACAUUUCUUAGGUAUAAUGUGACUUGCUUUAGAAAUUCUCUUAAUUUUUUCUUGCAGUUAGAGUUCUUGGGUUACUAUCUAGCAGAGCUAAGUUUGCUGGAUUAUGGAUGUGUGAAAUUCUUGCCAUCAUUGGUGGCUGCAUCGGUCAUAUUCCUUGCAAGAUUUACUCUUCAUCCUAAGCAACAUCCUUGGAGUUUGGCUCUACAGCGCCAGUCAGCGUAUAAAGCUUCAGACCUAAAAGAAUGUGUCCACCUAAUUCAUGACCUGCAAUUGAGUAAAAAAGGUGGUUCUUUGGUUGCCAUCAGAGAGAAAUACAAGCAGCACAGGUUCAAAUGUGUAUCGACACUGUCUUCACCUUCAGAAAUACCAGAGUCGUAUUUUGAUGAUCUGAUAGAUGUCUGA
This is a messenger RNA of Striga hermonthica, 1125 nucleotides long. Lineage: Eukaryota; Viridiplantae; Streptophyta; Magnoliopsida; Lamiales; Orobanchaceae. The record is from the annotation of a GenBank genome assembly.